GGUCCCGCGGCCCAGUCCGGUCGCCAGCUCUUGCUCUGAUCAUCGCCCGCCAGCCGCCGCGCUGCACGCUCGGAGCGCCCCCUCGGCCCCGCUGGGGACCGGGGACCCCGCAGUCGCCUUCAUGCUACCGGUACUCUACACCGGCCUGGCAGGGCUGCUGCUGCUGCCUCUGCUGCUCACCUGCUGCUGCCCCUACCUCAUCCAGGACUUACGGUACUUCCUGCGGGUGGCCAACCUGGCCCGGCAGGUGCGCAGCUACCGGCAGCGGCGGCCGGUGCGCACCAUCCUGCGGGUCUUCCUGGAGCGAGUUCGCCAGACCCCGCACAAGCCCUUCUUGCUGUACCGCGAUGAGACGCUCACCUAUGCCCAGGUGGACCGGCGCAGCAACCAAGUAGCACGGGCGCUGCACGACCAACUGGGCCUGCGACAGGGGGACUGCGUGGCCCUCUUCAUGGGCAAUGAGCCGGCCUACGUGUGGAUCUGGCUGGGACUGCUCAAACUGGGCUGCCCCAUGGCGUGCCUCAACUACAACAUCCGUGCCAAGUCUCUGUUACACUGCUUCCAGUGCUGCGGGGCGAAGGUCCUACUGGCCUCCCCAGAGCUACAAGAAGCUGUUGAAGAGGUCCUGCCAACCCUGAAAAAGGACGGCGUGUCCAUCUUUUAUGUAAGCAAAACUUCGAACACAAAUGGUGUGGACACAUUACUGGACAAAGUGGACGGAGUGUCGGCAGAACCUACUCCAGAGUCCUGGAGGUCUGAAGUCUCUUUUAACACGCCUGCAGUGUACAUUUAUACUUCGGGGACCACAGGUCUCCCAAAAGCUGCAACCAUCACUCACCAUCGCCUGUGGUAUGGAAUCGGCCUUGCUUUGGCAAGUGGAAUUAAGGCCCAUGAUAUAAUCUACACCACUAUGCCCCUGUACCACAGUGCAGCACUUAUGAUUGGUCUCCAUGGAUGCAUUGUGACUGGGGCUACUUUUGCUCUGCGAAGCAAGUUUUCAGCCAGCCAGUUUUGGGACGACUGCAGGAAAUACAAUGCCACUGUCAUCCAGUACAUCGGUGAACUGCUUCGGUACCUGUGCAACACACCCCAGAAACCAAAUGACCGUGACCACAAAGUGAAAAUAGCCCUGGGAAAUGGCUUAAGGGGAGAUGUGUGGAGAGAGUUUAUCAAGAGAUUUGGGGACAUCCAUGUUUAUGAGUUCUACGCUUCCACCGAAGGCAAUAUUGGAUUUCUGAAUUAUCCAAGGAAAAUUGGUGCUGUUGGAAGAGCCAACUACCUACAAAGAAAAGUUGUAACAUAUGAGCUGAUAAAAUAUGAUGUGGAGAAAGACGAACCCGUCCGUGACGCAAAUGGAUAUUGCAUCAAAGUCCCCAAAGGUGAAGUCGGGCUCUUGGUUUGCAAAAUCACACAACUUACGCCGUUUAAUGGCUAUGCUGGAGGGAAGUCUCAGACGGAGAAGAAAAAACUCAGGGAUGUCUUUAAGAAAGGAGACCUCUAUUUCAACAGUGGAGACCUCCUAAUGAUCGAUCGGGAAAAUUUCGUCUAUUUUCAUGACAGAGUUGGAGAUACAUUCCGGUGGAAAGGAGAGAACGUAGCUACCACUGAAGUCGCUGACAUAGUAGGACUGGUUGAUUUUGUUGAGGAAGUGAACGUCUACGGAGUGCCCGUGCCAGGUCAUGAGGGUCGAAUUGGGAUGGCCUCGAUCAAGAUGAAAGAAAACUAUGAGUUCAAUGGAAAGAAGCUCUUUCAGCACAUCUCGGAGUACCUGCCAAGCUACGCGAGGCCUCGGUUCCUGCGAAUCCAGGAUUCCAUUGAGAUCACUGGGACUUUUAAACACCGCAAAGUGACCCUGAUGGAAGAGGGUUUUAACCCCACAGUCAUCAGAGAUGCCUUGUAUAUCAUGGACGACACAGCGAAAACAUAUGUGCCCAUGACCGAGGACAUUUAUAAUGCCAUAAGUGAUAAGACUCUAAAGCUCUGAAUAUUCCAGGGGACCAUCUCAUAACAUUUCCAGGAGAAACUCAAUAGACCUAGCAUAGUCAUUCGAUAUAAUCCAACUUUAAUUUGAUUGAAGAUUCUAAGGUACAAUUGUUUUAGGAAAUUAUUCACUAAGAGAAGGACAGUUUUUCUUUUCUUUCUUUUUUUUUUUUUAAUUACACCUGAACUUUGCAAGUAAAAAGAUUUAGAAACAAUUAUUUUCCAAUGUGCGUCUGCCAUUUGUCCUUGCAAACUAAGCGUUUUGGAGGAAGGGCGUUUUUUUUAAAAAGCGUAAUAAACUUAUUAACACUAA
Molecule: messenger RNA, 2293 nt
Organism: Phodopus roborovskii (desert hamster)
Lineage: Eukaryota; Metazoa; Chordata; Mammalia; Rodentia; Cricetidae
Gene: Slc27a2
Product: solute carrier family 27 member 2
Exons: 10
Coding region: 122-1984 (620 amino acids)
Biological process (GO): long-chain fatty acid import into cell; bile acid biosynthetic process; very long-chain fatty acid catabolic process
Cellular component (GO): endoplasmic reticulum; endoplasmic reticulum lumen; peroxisomal membrane
Molecular function (GO): very long-chain fatty acid-CoA ligase activity; phytanate-CoA ligase activity; long-chain fatty acid-CoA ligase activity
Source: RefSeq, a predicted model, not a curated record